Messenger RNA from Staurois parvus, 1067 nucleotides. The record is from the annotation of a GenBank genome assembly. NCBI's taxonomy places the organism in Eukaryota, Metazoa, Chordata, Amphibia, Anura, Ranidae.
CAGGUACAGACAGGAUGUUCCGGGUGAGAGAGGAGGAAGUAGAGAGGAGACUUUGGUGGAAGUGGCAGCAGAGGAGGUAAGUUAUCCGUCUACAAGGAGACCUGUAUAGAUCACAUGAUGGCACCAAUGAGGAUGGAGGAGGACUGGAGUCACAUGACUGAGAAGAUACUAAACCUCACCCUGGAGAUCAUCUACCUGCUGACCGGAGAGAGAUUUCCACUUCUGAAGUCAGGUGAUCAUAUGACCAUCACAGUGCCUCCAUGUGACUCCCUAAAACCUGACAGACACAACAUGCAGAAGAUUCUAGAAGUCACCAAGGAGAUGAUGGGCUGCUGACAGGAGAGGUUCCUAUAAGGUGUCAGGGUGUCACUGUCUAUUUCUCCAUGGAGGAGUGGGAGUAUUUAGAAGGACACAAGGAUCUCUACAAGGACGUCAUGAUGGACAAUCAGCCGCCCCUCACAUCACCGGAUGGAUCCAGUCAUGGGAACCCACCAGAGAGAUGUCCCCGUCCUCUGUAUUCCCGGGAUUCCACACAGGAAGGUCACACCAUCCCUCACCAUCAUCAGAGUGGAAUCCUCGGGGAUGAUAAUAUUGAUGUUAAAGAAGAGUAUAAAGAGGAGGAUGAGGAGUAUGGAGUGAUGGAGGAGUUCCCAAAAGGACACAAGGAUAUGAUGGAGCCACCUAAUACUAGGAACCCACCAGAAAGAUGUUCCCGUCCUCUGUAUUCCCGGGAUUCCACACAGGAAGAUCACACCAUCCCUCACUAUUACAAGGGUGAAGAUAUGAUAGAUAUAAAAGUUGAUGUUAAAGUAGAAGAAGAAAUGUAUGUGAGGGAUGAUCAGCAGUCUAUGGAGGAGGAUGGAAUAAAAGGGACUUCAAAAAUCAGCACAGGUGGGUCAUUAACACUAAAUACACUACAUGAGGAAAACCUCCGAGGAUUGUCUCACUUUGUCUCCAGACUGGAAAGUAGAAGAUGAGGACAUCACACAGUAUAGUCCAGAAAACCCGGCUCCCUCCAAUGUCCAUCCGGCACCACCACCCAGUGUAGAUGGACCAUCGGAUUCCUC